This is a messenger RNA of Adineta steineri, 4239 nucleotides long. Lineage: Eukaryota; Metazoa; Rotifera; Eurotatoria; Adinetida; Adinetidae. The record is from the annotation of a GenBank genome assembly.
AUGAUGAUGAAUCAAAUACCACAACAACAACAACAACAAACAAUUUAUAUGUCAAAUCCAGGUAUGGUUGAUAAUCAAAUGAUGUCAACUUCAUCAAAUCCAUCAUCAACAUCUAUGGCAAUGAAUACUUCUCAAUCAACAUUAUUUAAUCAUCAAAUAAGUGCAUAUAAAUAUCUUAUACGUAAUCAACCUGUACCCGAACAAAUUCUUAUGAUUAUAAAACGACAUCAUCAACAAUUCUAUCCACCGAAUGCUGUUAUAUCAAAACAACCAUCAAGUUUAUCACCAAAUCCAUCACCAAUGAUGGAUUCACGUUACAAACCACCAAUAAAUAAUAAUCUCGGUCCACGUUAUUAUGCACCUGUACAAGUAAAUGGUACAACAAAUGGAUCUAUUCAAAUUCCAUUAAUCACAGACAAUCUAACAAAUUCAAAUCCAUCAUCGUCAACACCAAAUCGUUUAAAUAAUCUUCGUAUAACAUCAGUAUCAAAACCAAUUGGUAUUGAUAUCCAAGAUGUUAUUACUGAACGUGAUAGUCGUAUACAAAAUAAUAUUUUAAUACGAAUCAAUGAACUUGAAAAAAUUCUACAAACAAUAACACAAGAACAUAUUCGUACAAGAAUUAUGAUUGAACUUAAAGCACUUAAAUUAUUAAAUUUUCAACGACAAGUUCGAUCAGAAAUAGUAACAUGUAUGCGUUUAGAUACAACACUUGAAACAGGUACAAAUGCACGAUUCUAUAAACGUCCAAAACAAUUUGGUUUACGUGAUGCACGUGCAACAGAAAAAUUAGAAAAAACACAAAAAGCUGAAAUUGAUCGUAAACGUCGACAAAAACAUCAAGAAUAUUUAACGGCUGUAUUAAACGCUGCACGAGAAUUUAAAGAAUAUCAUAAAGCAAUACAAUUAAAAACAAAUAAAUUAGGACGAUCAAUUGUAUCAUGGCAUCAAAAUACUGAACGUGAACAAAAGAAAGAACAAGAAAAACGUGAACGUGAACGUAUGCGUCGUUUAAUGAAUGAAGAUGAAGAUGGUUAUAGGAAAUUAAUUGAUGAAAAAAAAGAUAAACGUUUAGCUUAUUUAUUAUCACAAACAGAUGCAUAUAUAAUAAGUUUAGUUAAUCUUGUUAAAGAACAUCAAAAUGAUUUAAAAAAGAAGAAAGCAGAUAAAAAACCACCAAAUUUUUCUAAUGAUGAAAAAGAUUAUUUACAUGUUAGAGUUAAAAAUAUGACAACUGGGGAGAUUAGAGAUGGACAAGAUGCACCAUUAGAAUCUGAACUUGAUGUAUGGUUAGAAAAAAAUCCGGGUUGGCAAGUUUUACCCAAAGAAAAUAGUGAUGAUGAAGAAGAUGAUACAUCACUUUUACCAGAACCAACUACUCUAACAAUACCAGCACCAACAGCUGAUGAACAAGAAAAAGGUAUUGUUGAAGAUGAAACAAUUGUUAAAGAAGUUUUAACAAAAGCGAAACAAGCAACAGAAGAUGAUGAAUAUCAUACAGCAUCAUUAGAUUCCUAUUAUGCUGUUGCACAUCGAGUUAGAGAACGUGUUACAAAACAAUCUGAACUUCUUGUUGGAGGAAAACUGAAACCUUAUCAAAUACAAGGUCUUGAAUGGCUUGUUUCACUAUAUAAUAAUCAUCUUAAUGGUAUUCUUGCUGAUGAAAUGGGUCUUGGAAAGACAAUUCAAACAAUUGCACUUAUUACUUAUUUAAUGGAAGUAAAAAAAGUCAAUGGACCAUAUUUAAUUAUUGUACCAUUAUCUACAUUAGCUAAUUGGGUUAAUGAAUUUGAAAAAUGGUCACCUGGUGUUCAAACAAUUAUCUUUAAAGGUAACCCACAAGUACGUAAAAAUCUUGGUUAUCAAUUACGAAAUGGUAAAUUUAAUGUACUAUUAACAACUUAUGAAUAUGUCAUCAAAGAUAAAGCACUCUUAGCUAAAAUCAAAUGGCGUUAUAUGAUUAUAGAUGAAGGUCAUCGUAUGAAAAAUCAUCAUUGUAAAUUAACUCAAAUCCUUAAUACAUAUUAUAUAGCUCCACAUCGUUUAUUAUUAACUGGUACACCAUUACAAAAUAAAUUACCCGAAUUAUGGGCAUUAUUAAAUUUUCUUUUACCAUCCAUAUUUAAAUCAUGUACAACAUUUGAACAAUGGUUUAAUGCACCAUUUGCUACAACAUUGGAAAAAGUUGAACUUAAUCCAGAAGAAACAUUACUUAUUAUAAGACGUUUACAUAAAGUUUUACGACCAUUUCUUUUACGUCGUCUUAAAAAAGAAGUCGAAUCACAAUUACCAGAUAAAAUUGAAUAUGUUAUUAAGUGUGAUAUGUCAGCAUUACAAAGAGUUAUGUAUAAUCAUAUGCAGACAAGUGGUAUUGUUCUUACAGAAGAUAAAAAUGGUAAAAGUGGUAAUCCAAAAGCAUUAAUGAAUACUAUAAUGCAAUUACGUAAAAUCUGUAAUCAUCCAUUUAUGUUCAAUGAAUUAGAAGAAAGAAUUGGUGCACAUUUAAGUUAUACUAAUGGUGUUUGUAAUGGAUCUGAUCUUUAUCGUGCAUCAGGUAAAUUUGAAUUACUUGAUCGGAUAUUACCGAAAUUAAAAGCAACAAAUCAUCGUAUUUUACUUUUUUGUCAAAUGACAACAUUAAUGACAAUCAUGGAAGAUUAUUUUACUUAUAAAAAUUAUACAUAUUUACGUCUGGAUGGUCAAACGAAAUCUGAAGAACGUGGUGAUUUAUUAGCAAAAUUUAGUGAAAAGAAUUCUGAUAUAUUCAUUUUCUUAUUAUCAACACGUGCUGGUGGACUUGGUUUGAAUUUACAAACAGCCGAUACUGUUAUUAUAUUUGAUUCCGAUUGGAAUCCACAUCAAGAUUUACAAGCACAAGAUCGUGCACAUCGUAUAGGACAAGUUAAUGAAGUUCGUGUACUUCGUUUAAUGACAGUUAAUAGUGUUGAAGAAAAAAUCUUAGCUGCUGCUCGUUAUAAAUUAAAUGUUGAUGAAAAAGUUAUUCAAGCUGGCAUGUUUAAUAAUAAAUCAACAGGCAAUGAACGAAAACAAUUUUUACAACAAAUUCUUUUACAAGAAACAGAAGAAGGUGAAGAAGGCGAAGAAGAUGAAGUACCAGACGAUGAAAUUAUUAAUCAAAUGAUUGCACGAUCUGAAGAUGAAUAUAAUUUAUUUAAUAGAAUGGAUCGUGAACGAAGACAUGCUGAAGCAAGACUGGCAAAUCGUAAACCAAGACUCCUUGAAAUGUCAGAAUUACCUGCAUGGUUAACAAAAGAUCCAAAAGAAUUAGAAAAAGCUAUACAAGAUCAAGAAACAUUAGAUUUAUUUGGACGUGGUACGCGACAUAGAAAAGAAGUCGACUAUUCAGAUUCAUUAACAGAUAAAGAAUGGCUAAGAGCUAUUGAAGAUGGAACAUUAGGUACAACAGAUCACGAUAAAAAACGUCGACGUAAACGAAAUAUUGGUAGUAAUAUGGGUCUAGAUGAUGAUGAUGAUGAUGAUGAUGAUGGACAACAAGAUGAAAUUGAUAGUAAACAAGAUGAUAAUGAUGCCGAUGUAACACCUACAAAAGCUGGUAGACGAGUUGGUAAACGAAAAUUAAAAGAAACAAAUAAAAAAUGUUCCGAAGAUCCUAUUCCACCGAAAUUAUUGAAACAAUUAACAAAAUUAUUAGAUUUUGUUGUUAAAUAUCGAGACAAUGAGGAUAAUCGAAUAUUAAGUAAACCAUUUAUGCGUUUACCAACACAAAAAGAAUUACCUGAAUAUUAUGAAACAAUAAAACAACCAGUUGAUUUUAAUAAAAUUAAAAAAAAACUUAGUGAAAAUCGUUAUCGAAGUUUGGAUGAACUUGAAGCUGAUGUUAUGUUAUUGUGUAAAAAUGCACAAGAAUUUAAUAUGGAAAAUUCCAAUAUUUAUGAAGAUUCAAUUAUUCUCCAAUCAGUAUUUACAAAUGCACGUGAACGUAUGGAAAAAGGAGAUAUUCCAGUUAGUUCAGCUUCCGAAGAAGAAUCCGAUGAUGAUGAAUCUCUUAAAAAACGUGUCAAAAAAGAGACUAAUGUAAAAAAGAAAUCUCAAACUCAAUCCCGUACAUCUGGUAAUAGUACAGGUAGUCGACGUAAAACUCGUGUAAUGAGUGAUGAUGAAGAUAUGAUCAUGGACGAAACAAAUCAAUCAUCAUGUGGUGGCGGUGAUGAUGAUGAUGAAGAAGGAACACGUGGUUCUGGUUCGCGUCAGAAAUAA